Trichosporon asahii var. asahii CBS 2479 is the source of this 1230-nucleotide messenger RNA. RefSeq lists its product as uncharacterized. The transcript is spliced from 2 exons. The coding region runs from base 1 to 1230 and encodes 409 amino acids. Lineage: Eukaryota; Fungi; Basidiomycota; Tremellomycetes; Trichosporonales; Trichosporonaceae. Gene Ontology annotation, molecular function: iron ion binding; monooxygenase activity; heme binding. The record is from RefSeq and is a predicted model, not a curated record.
AUGUUUCUAUUCCUAGCCUGUGCGGCAGCCUUCCCGCUCUCUUUGCCCCUACUCUACUGGUGGCUCCAGCCGCCGCGCAACUUUGCCCCGGGCUUGCCCGUUGUGCCACUCUGGAUAGCCUUCCUCCCUCUGCUGCGAAGUUGGCUCGGUUUCCCCUUCCCUGGCCAAGAUGAGACUUAUGCGCGCUACGUCGAACCUCUCAUGGCGCAGCACGGUGCGGUUGUGAUCUACUUUGGCUCGCAAUGGAACGUGCUUGUUGCCUGUCCGCAGGGCAUGAAGCAGCUCUUCUCGCUCGAGCGCACGACGUUUCAGAAACAGGGCAACCAUCGCAAACUACCGAAUGCCGCUAUCAGCGCCCUUACUGGAGGGAACAUCAUCAGCGAGACGGGCGCGCUCUGGCGGAAGUAUGCGCAGAUCAUCCGCCCAUCACUAAGAGACGACACCGAUCCGAGCAAGGUGGAUAUCGCCGCUGGACGCCUCGUAGCCCAGCUUGAGGGACAUGCUGGCAGCGUGACGGGACUCGUGCAGCGCUACUCCAUGGAAGCGUUCCUCCCCUCCCCACCGGCAAUUCACAGGAUCCACGCGCUGGUCAAACGCCACAUCUUCCACCCCCUCUUCCUGUCCGUACCGGCUCUGGACCGCUUCCCGCGUCUCUUCCCGAGCCGUGCGAUUGCCCGCAACCUCAUCGGCAACCUCGAGGUUGAGCUACUGAAGGCUCUUCCCGGAGCGGAGGCGAGACUCAAGCUAGGUCUCCCUGCCAAUGAGAAGGAUGAGUCGGGCAAUGUGCAGAGCAAGCUCGAUGGGGCCUUCCUCUCGGGGCUCCUCAGCGAGAGGGAGUACAUUGACAAUGUCAAGAGUGAGACCGGUCCUCGGCCGAAACUGACAGCAGUCCUCUUCAUCGCCGGCCAUGAGAACGCACAGCAGGCGCUGCUAACCCUGCUCUGGAUCUUGUCCCGCGACCCCGAGCUGCAAGCUCGCAUUCGUUCGGACGCCUCGCCGAGCCCGAUCCUCCACGCGACCGUCCUGGAAGCUUUGCGGCUGUACCCGCCCAUUCCGCAGCUGAUCAACCGCCGCAUCGCGCACGAUACGCUCCUCUCCCUUCCCGGACUCGACGUGCCGCUGAAGGAGGGCACGUACGUCGGCUGGUCGGCUUAUGGCCUGCACCGCAGCAUCGACCCCGAGUGGAGGCCGCAGCGGUGGGGAGAGAGCAUUGAGGAGAGUGGACGCUAA